CUUCGCGACGAUGAUAUCGACCCAUUGACAGACGCUUCGUGCCCUUCUUUGCCGUCAGCUCAAAUGCAAGGCAGCGAGUAGUGUCAUUUAUCAAGUUUCGACUCGUAAGGCCUUUCCCGACUUGAAUGGGAGGCCGACCGGCUGCUGAAGCAACAUUGGUCAAGCGAGCACUCGCACUCGCACUCGUACUCGCACUCAGAAAGAUACUUGCAGGGCGCACGUUGCGUCAUGGACAAGUACAGCAUCAUCCAGCCCAUUGGUAUGAACGCAUCAACAUGCGGCUACUGUGGGGCGCCAGGAAAGAGGUCGACUACAAAGAGCAGCGUGUCAUAUGGCAUUUGGGCGCACACGCUGACCACCAAAGCGUACCAAGAACUGUUGGAUAGGGGCUGGCGAAGGAGCGGUUCGUACCUGUACCACGUAGACAAUGAGAGGACGUGUUGUCCUCAAGUACCCAUCCGGCUCAAGGCAAGCGACUUCAAAAUCAGCAAAUCUCAGAGGCGAGCACUUUCGAAAUUGGAAGAGCAGGUCACGGAAGUGGAGAGCAUUCCUGAACUGUCUGGCUCAUUCAAAGCAAAAGGCAAAUACGCUAGAGCGUCGAGCUUGCUUGAUAAGUGGCGUCACUUGGAUGCUGCUUGUGGUGUUGAGCAAGAUUCGAGAUCAUCUGCGCCGCCGAUUUGCGCCCUCCUCUCCGAGCUCGCCGCGGCUAAAGAGCAUCAACGGCGACGCGCUUUGAUGGCUCAGUUGCACAACGAGAGAUGUCGACUAGCUCAGCGUGCGCGCCAAGAUCGCAAGCAAUCUCCCCGCAAAUCUUCAGCACCUGGACUUGCGCUGAAUGGGGAAGGAUCGGGGAUCGGGGCGCAACCUGCAGUGGGCCUGAUGCCUCUUUCACACUUCUCGCGCCUUGCCCGCUCACUUCGAUUGAAGACGAGCUUGGUACCAGGUGCCUUCACGCAAGAAAAAUACGACUUGUUCACAAGGUACCAGAUGCGUAUUCAUCACGAGGCGCGCGACAAGGUCUCAAAGCCCGACGGUUUCGCAAGGUUCUUGUGCGAUGCUCCUUUCGCUGGCGCCCGGUCAAGUGAACCGAUUGAUUUGCAGUCGCCAGACGCGGUCGAUUAUGGCCUUUAUCACCACGAGUAUCGCUUGAACGACAAGCUGGUAGCGGUGGGCGUGUUGGAUCUGCUACCCUCAUGCCUCUCUAGCGUUUAUCUCUUUUAUGACCCUGACUACGCUCAUUUGGAGCUCGGAAAGGUAAGCGCUCUUCGAGAAAUUGCUUUGGUGCUGCAAUUGCAGCGCAAAGCUGGCCUCGGCGAGUGUCAGUGGUACUACCUUGGUUUCUUUAUUCGCACUUGCCCAAAGAUGGCUUACAAGGGUGACUAUCAGCCUUCGGAGCUACUUGACGUGCACGCCAACGAGUGGAAGCCUUUCAAAGUCGUCAAUGACAUUCCCAUCAAACAGCCCAUUGCCCCGAACGAGGCUCUCUGCGCCCCGGCUACAGCCACCGCCCCCGAGCUGACCUUGAAAGCCGCCUCCGUCGACAAGGACAUGAAUGUGAGCGCGUCGGCUAGUGAUGUCGAGAGCAACGACGACGAGGACGACGACUCGCCUUUUGAAGACGACGCAGAGACGCCUUUCACCUUUCCCUCGCCACCUCCAGCCGGCUUUCUGGAUCCGACAACUUUAUCCGCCGAGCUUCUUUCUAAAACGCUCAUCUUGCCUUCGCGAGGCAAGCAACCCCACGCUUUUGAUCAACGACAGCUGAGAGAGUGCGUCGCUGCUCUUGCAGGCCAUGUCGAAGGGUUCGUCAUCACGGUCUGACCAACAAAUUUGUGGGCGAGACAUGAGCACGGAGGAGCG
This is a messenger RNA of Ceraceosorus guamensis, 1860 nucleotides long. RefSeq lists its product as hypothetical. The transcript is spliced from 8 exons. Gene Ontology annotation, molecular function: arginyl-tRNA--protein transferase activity. NCBI's taxonomy places the organism in Eukaryota, Fungi, Basidiomycota, Exobasidiomycetes, Ceraceosorales, Ceraceosoraceae. The record is from RefSeq and is a predicted model, not a curated record. Bases 229 to 1821 code for a protein of 530 amino acids. Gene Ontology annotation, biological process: protein arginylation. Gene Ontology annotation, cellular component: cytoplasm.